Molecule: messenger RNA, 316 nt
Organism: Colletotrichum acutatum
Lineage: Eukaryota; Fungi; Ascomycota; Sordariomycetes; Glomerellales; Glomerellaceae
Exons: 1
Coding region: 97-255 (52 amino acids)
Source: RefSeq, a predicted model, not a curated record
CCUGAUUCCAGUUUUUUUGCGCGGUAGAAUAUAUGAACCGAAUGAACCGCCAAAAAGCCUCCUAAUGUGUACUAACCGUUGGAGAGAAAAGUUAGCAUGCCGUUUCCCAGUAUCCCGCCGGAGCCGUCGGCCAAGAACUCUGAUAACAAAAAACCCUCUGGGGGAAAUGAUGAGUCGACCGGGUCUCCACCAGUUGAUCGGGCGACGACGUUGCGAAUCACGCCCAAUACUGAGGAAAUCCCUCAUAUAAGGUAAAGUACCAUAUGGACGGUAUGCGCGUAUAGUAUCGGACGAGUCGCCUGAUGUGAGCCUCCCG